UCCAUCUACUCACUGGCUAAGAUACCCACAGAUCUUGUGCUACCCAUUAUCUUGCUCCUGAACACCCACAGCUGAGAUGUCCUGCCAGCAGAGCCAGCAGCAGUGCCAGCCCCCUGCCAAAUGCCCUCCCAAGUGCCAGACGCCAAAGUGCCCUCCUAAAUGUCCCCCUAAAUGUCCUCCCAAGUGUCCCCCUGUGUCUUCCUGCUGUAGCCUGGGUUCUGGGAGUUGCUGUGGCUCAAGCUCUGGUGGCUGCUGCAGCUCUGGUGGCUGCUGCAGCUCUGGUGGUGGAGGCUGCUGCCUGAGUCACCACAGACCUCGCAGAUCUUUCCGUCGCCAUCGCCACAGCUCUGGAUGCUGCAGCAGUGGUGGCAGCAGUGGCUGCUGUGGCAGCAGUGGUGGCAGCAGUGGCUGCUGUGGCAGCAGUGGUGGCAGCAGUGGCUGCUGUGGCAGUAGCCAACAGUCUGGGGACUGCUGCUGACCUGAGUGAGGAAGAUUUCAGAGAAGUGGUGCAAGAGAAGCACAUGCUCAGAAGACUCAGCCAUGCUGGAUGCUCUCUCCUCCUGUUUCCCUCCUCAUCCUGCCCUCUGAGAUGCUGAAAUCUUCUGGGAAAUGUUCUGUCUUCUCCUUAGGAAAUGUCAAUGCCCAUUUGCAUUUGUUAUAAAUUAAAAAAGCCUUGACAACC
This is a messenger RNA of Grammomys surdaster, 682 nucleotides long. Its product is annotated as late cornified envelope protein 1F-like. Gene Ontology annotation, biological process: epidermis development. The record is from RefSeq and is a predicted model, not a curated record. The coding region runs from base 77 to 478 and encodes 133 amino acids. Lineage: Eukaryota; Metazoa; Chordata; Mammalia; Rodentia; Muridae. The transcript has 2 exons.